Spodoptera litura is the source of this 891-nucleotide messenger RNA. The record is from RefSeq and is a predicted model, not a curated record. Lineage: Eukaryota; Metazoa; Arthropoda; Insecta; Lepidoptera; Noctuidae.
UCAAUGUGACCUGGGCUCGUGUAUUAGAUGUCAAUUUGUAAUGAAUUUAAAAGAAAAUACAGUAUUAGUGCUUCACGUGAUUUCACUUUUGGUAGUUGAAGAAUAUGUAGCGUCUAAUAAUGCUAGAUCAGUAAACUCGCAAAUGUGUAUUAAUUUGGAUAAUACUGUUAGAGCUAAACACAAGUCCUGUUUAUUGCGACCUGAUACGGGCCCGUGUCGAGCAGACAUUAUAUCUUGGUAUUUUGAUGCGAAACAAGAAAAUUGUUACCGUUUCUUCUACGGUGGUUGCCAAGGGAACGGGAACCGAUAUCCAAGUAAAAUAGCAUGCCUAAAUUAUUGCUACGUUAAUGCGAGCAUACAAAACAACCCGAUACCACAUUUCUGCAGUCUUGCAUUUGAUUACGGACAUUGCUUCGGUCAAUACAAUAGAUGGGGCUGGGAUCCCUUAUUUAAGACAUGCAGGCGUCGCUUAUACUCUGGCUGUGGAGGUAAUCAAAAUAAUUUUGAGACUAGGUCGGAAUGCCUGGCAACUUGUGUCACGGGACCAAACAACACUUUGAGUGAAAGGAAAACAUUCACGACUUGUAUACCUUUUACCAUCCCUGAAACUUAACCAAAUCAGUGAAUCUACUACGACAUGUGACGACUCAUGUCACAAGGAUUUACCACUGCUCUACGGGUUGAACGCAAUCUUUCUGUGGACUGAAAUAUAUAAUAAAUUAGUGAAUAAUAUCGUGUGAUCAAAGAGGAAAAAUGUUUUCGUUAGCAUUCGUUUUUAACAGUACCCUGACGUCACACCAUGUGUGGUUAAUCGCGAGUGAGUGCCCCCCUAAAUUUCUGAAAAAAAACCGCGGUUAUUUGAAAACCAUCAUCGAGUGUUCAGAUGCGUAA